This is a messenger RNA of Apis florea (little honeybee), 1256 nucleotides long. RefSeq names its product odorant receptor 4 (gene Or4). Gene Ontology annotation, cellular component: plasma membrane. Gene Ontology annotation, biological process: sensory perception of smell; detection of chemical stimulus involved in sensory perception of smell. Gene Ontology annotation, molecular function: odorant binding; olfactory receptor activity. Lineage: Eukaryota; Metazoa; Arthropoda; Insecta; Hymenoptera; Apidae. The record is from RefSeq and is a predicted model, not a curated record.
AUGGAAACGAAACACGCGGAAAAAGAUCUGAAGCAAGCGUUCUACGCGCAAUCGUUCCUGAAGAUAAUCGGUGCUUGGCCAAUCGCUAUCGAAUCUCCUUUGAGCUCGAAAAUACAGAAAUGGUUUAUAAUUUCUUUCUGCAUUUGCUUGCAAAUAUGUAUCGUGACUCCGUGCAUUUUUGAGGCGCUCCUGAAAGAAAAGAAUGGAAAGAGAAGGAUAAAUCUGUUCAUGCUGCUCAUCAACACUCUGAGUCAGGUGUUCAAGUACGUGAUCACACUGAAUAGAGCGAACGAAUUGAGGAUAGCUAUACACGAGAUAAAAAAAGAUUGGUUGACCACCACGUCCGAAGAUCGAUUUAUCUUUGUCACGAAUUCAAGGAUCGGUCAACGAAUGAUGCUGAUAAUGGCUGUCAUCAUGUAUAGCAGUGGUCUCGGUUAUCGAAUGGUUCUUCCACUUUUGAAGGGAAAAAUUAUCCUACCGAAUAACGUUACCAUAAGAUUACUCCCUUGUCCAACUUACUUUACCUUUUUUAACGAAUUAGUUAGCCCAUACUACGAGAUGAUCUUUAUACUGCAACUUCUGGCUAGAUUUUUCAUUUAUACAAUUCUCAAUGGCACCGUUGGAAUUUCCUUGAUGCUCUCUCUCCAUAUGUGUAGUUUAUUGAAGAUUUUAACGAGAAAAAUGAUCGAUCUCGCGGAUGGAUCAAUUAUCAGCGAGAAAAUUAUGCAGCAGAAGGUAGUGGAUAUCAUCGAAUAUCAAAUAAAAAUCAAAAGAUUUUUGAGUAACACAGAAUUGAUCACGCAAUAUUUUUGUUUUUACGAUAUUGGUAGUAGCACGUGUCUUAUAUGUUUCAUAGGAUACAGCGUUAUUGUGGAAUGGGAAAACAAUAAUAUUGCUGCUAUAAUGAUUUACUUUUCGGGAUUAGUGACUUGCAUUUUUAUGAUAUAUAUAAUCUGUUAUAUCGGUCAACUUCUUCUUGACGAAAGUAAUAAUUUAGCACAAACAUGCAUUACUUUGAACUGGUAUCGUUUUCCAAAAAAGAAGGCCCGGUAUUUGAUAUUGAUGAUUAUUAUGUCCAAUUAUCCUGUAAAACUGACAGCAGCAAAAGUGGUGGACGUAUCUUUAACUACCUUCACCGAUGUGAUGAAGGCGGCAGUGAGUUAUUUAAAUAUAUUACGAGAAGUUACUUAAUGUUACUGUUAAUUUUCAUAUUUUUGAAAUAUAUUUUGAGAUAUAUUUUCGAUCACAACACAUAA